Lactuca sativa (garden lettuce) is the source of this 3093-nucleotide messenger RNA. NCBI's taxonomy places the organism in Eukaryota, Viridiplantae, Streptophyta, Magnoliopsida, Asterales, Asteraceae. The record is from RefSeq and is a predicted model, not a curated record.
GUAUAUAUUCCUUAAAUGGUUAUUGGCUUUCCUAGUCGGGCUAUUAACUGGUCUCAUUGCCACUCUCAUCAAUCUUGCAGUUGAAAACAUUGCAGGAUACAAACUCCUUGCUGUAGUUCAAUACAUAGACAAUAAAAGGAUUUGAACCCUCGACCGCAAAGAGGGAAGGCACCACCUGAUACCGCUGGGCUAUUUCAAAAAAUAUCUUACCCUCUCAAGUCAUUUUCCCUUUAAAAGAAAAUAAAUUUGUCUUUUGUUUUGUGCUCCCGAGUUAUAAAGAAAUGGAAGGAAAGUUAAACAUUUUAUUAUAAUUUUUUUAAAUCCUCUUAAAUCGGAAGGAAAGUUAGGAGACAAAAUGAUCAUUCUAUUUCCUUCCACUUCCUUUCUUUAAUGAAAUUCGGGAGCAUCAAUCUCUCUUACUUUCCUCUCAUUUCCACUCAUUUCGUUUAUUUUCUCUCCUUAAGUUGAACUCGGGAGCAGGGUGUUAAGGAGAGACAUGGGAGGAUACAGAGGAAAAGUGAGGGGUGUCGAAGGAAAAUCGUGUUCCCGAGUUUCAUUAAUGGAAGGAAAAUAAGGGGAGGGUAAAGAUUUUUGAGUCAUAUUUUCCUUCCAAAUUGGGCGGAUUUUGGUAAAAAGUAAGGGGAAGGAAAAUUUUAAGUUUUAUUUUCUUUUUCCUCUUAAAUCGGGAAUAUAAAAACUAAAAAUUUUCCUUUCUUUUCCUUUGAACUCGGGAACACAAAAUAAUGAAUAUUUUCCUUCACCUCCCUUUCUUUCUGUCAAAAUUUUCCUUCCCUUUCCUUUAAUGAAUUACAAAAAAAACUCGGGAACAAGGCGUAAGGGGGACUACGAUUAGAGUCUCUAUUUGAAAGGGGAUCGGGGUAAUCUGUAAAAGGUACAUGAUGGGGUUCUUGUACAUGACUGGGGUUAAUUUCAUAUUAACACUAAUCGCAACAGUUCUAUGUGUGUUUUUCGCACCUACUGCAGCGGGUCCGGGCAUUCCUGAAAUCAAAGCUUACCUAAACGGGGUGGAUACUCCCAAUAUGUAUGGUGCUACCACCAUGUUUGUUAAGAUCGUUGGAAGUAUAGGAGCUGUGGCUGCAGGUCUGGAUUUAGGGAAAGAAGGGCCACUGGUUCACAUUGGUGCUUGCAUUGCUUCAUUACUAGGUCAAGGUGGGCCCGAUGACUACCGGAUCAAAUGGCGAUGGAUUCGUUACUUCAACAACGACCGUGAUCGCCGAGAUAUAAUCACAUGUGGCGCAUCCUCAGGUGUAUGUGCUGCUUUCCGGUCCCCAGUAGGAGGUGUCCUGUUUGCACUUGAGGAGGUGGCCACAUGGUGGAGAAGCGCUCUUCUCUGGAGAACCUUCUUUAGUACAGCGGUUGUGGUGGUGGUGCUCAGAGCUUUCAUGGAGUAUUGUAAAGAUGGAGCCUGUGGGCUUUUUGGACAAGGUGGGUUGAUUAUGUUUGAUGUCGGCGGUGUUCCGGUGAGGUACCAUGUAGCUGAUCUCAUCCCUGUAACUGUAAUUGGAAUCAUUGGUGGAGUUUUAGGUAGCCUUUACAACUACCUUCUUCACAAGGUCCUUCGUCUCUACAAUCUCAUCAACGCCAAAGGGAAAUUAGCCAAGAUUUCAUUGAGUCUGGCAGUAUCAUUAUUCACGUCAGCAUGCUUAUACGGACUCCCGUUUCUUGCCAGUUGUACGCCAUGCGAUCCAUCUGUAGUAGAUUCCGAGUGUCCGUCUACAGGAAGAAUGGGGAACUUCAAGCAGUUUAACUGUCCAAAAGGACACUACAAUGACCUGGCGACUCUCCUCCUUACAACAAACGAUGAUGCUGUACGCAACAUUUUCUCCACCAACACUCCCAGUGAAUAUCGUGUCUUCUCCUUAGUCAUUUUCUUUAUACUUUAUUGCAUAUUGGGACUCUUCACGUUCGGGAUUGCAGUUCCAUCUGGACUUUUCCUACCGAUUAUACUCAUGGGGUCCGCUUACGGACGCUUACUUGGCAUGGCGAUGGGGUCGUACGCGUCUAUUGACCAAGGACUUUAUGCCGUUUUGGGUGCGGCUUCUUUAAUGGCGGGGUCCAUGCGGAUGACUGUUUCCCUGUGUGUCAUAUUUCUUGAGCUGACAAACAAUCUUCUUUUGCUUCCGAUAACAAUGCUUGUCCUUCUAAUUUCCAAAAGUGUUGGAGACUGUUUCAACCCGAGUAUAUACGAGAUCAUACUAGAGCUUAAAGGGCUGCCUUUCUUGGAAGCCCACCCUGAGCCAUGGAUGAGAAAUAUAACGGUUGGUGAGUUGGCAGAUGUUAAGCCGCCAGUUGUCACGUUAUCAGGGAUUGAAACGGUGGGCCGGAUUGUGGAUGUUUUGAGGAACACCACCCACAAUGGCUUUGCUGUUGUGGACAGUGUGGGACAGGUGAGUGAAGUGCAUGGGCUUGUUUUGAGAGCUCAUCUUUUACUGGUGUUGAAAAAGAAAUGGUUUUUACAAGAGAGAAGGAGAACCGAGGAGUGGGAAGUGAGAGAAAAGUUCACUUGGGUUGAUGUGGCGGAGAGGUGGGGGACGAUAGAGGAGGUGGCAGUUACAAAAGAAGAAAUGGAAAUGUAUGUGGAUUUGCAUCCACUUACCAAUACUACCCCUUAUACGGUUGUUGAAACCAUGUCUGUUGCAAAGGCUUUAGUGCAAUUCAGGCAGGUGGGGCUUCGCCACAUGCUUGUUUUACCAAAGUACCAUGGCCAUGGGGUGCCACCAGUGGUUGGAAUCUUGACCAGGCAGGACUUGAGAGCACACAACAUUUUGAGUGCAUUUCCUCAUCUUGAAAAAUCUCACGCAAGUAAAAAGGGGCGUUAAAAUUUCUCCAUAAACAAGGAAAAAGGCAUUGUGAUUUGUGAAUGCCUCAAAUUACUACUUUCUAUUGCCAAUUUUGAAUUCUUUUACCAAAUUUAAACAAGAUACCACAACCAUGUUAGAUGACUACAUACUAGUAUUUAAAUAUUGCAUUAUUCAGUAAGUUACACAUCAAAUAAGUUAUUCUUAGCAAUUAGGAAGUCAUGUAUUUUCGCAAACAAUCUUUCUGAGAUAAAUAAAUUCAUUCUCUUGUAUU